Histoplasma capsulatum G186AR is the source of this 462-nucleotide messenger RNA. RefSeq lists its product as uncharacterized. The transcript has 2 exons. Bases 1 to 462 code for a protein of 153 amino acids. The record is from RefSeq and is a predicted model, not a curated record. NCBI's taxonomy places the organism in Eukaryota, Fungi, Ascomycota, Eurotiomycetes, Onygenales, Ajellomycetaceae.
AUGGGAGGGACAUGCAGCAUCCAACAGGAACACCCUCCACGUCGGAUCCACGAUUGGCUCUCCCAACCCGCCGAUCAGCGCAUACAGGAAUGCGCGAGAGUUUCACUGCGCACUCUCUGCAAAAGCCGGGCGGCUGGAUUGGCUACUUUGGACGGGCUCGGCGGCCAGGAGGGUGAUGCCGGGGCGGAUCCCAAGGGGCUUCCGAUUUCCCCAGAAGCAUGGACGAGGAGUGGGACAUGGCCUGGAUAUGCAGCUGAUUCGUCUGGGGAGUUUGGCGCCUGUGGUGCAGAAUCCCAGGGGGUUUGUAUGCGGGAAGCCGAGAGCUUCAGCGCCAGGAGCACCGAGGUGAUUGGGCGAAGGUCGAGAAUAGCUUAUUUAGUAGAUUUGCCCAAAAAUACUCUUGAUAUCGAACCAAACAACAAAACAUCAUCGUCUAAGUUAGUUGACAUCGUAGGCGUCUAA